AUGGCCUGCAAAGCGAGAAGUGAAGCCCCAGCGCCAGUACAGAAACGAAAGGUCAACAGUUUUGACAAUUCUACAGAACAGGGAUACAUGGCAACUGGAUAUCUUGCAGGUGAAUCACACACGCAGGAUCAACAGGAGUCUUGUUUCCACCUUCAGACAGAUAACAGAUCUGGACUGAACCAGUCAUUGUACAGAGAUUGUUGCACAACCAGAGGAUCGAGACCUAUCUAUGCGUUCACAUUCCUGACGAAGGUAGAGUGGAAGUGCUGUUUGGCAGAACAGAAAGGGUUCAAAUUCCUGACGAAGGUAGAGUGGAAGUGCUGUUUGGCAGAACAGAAAGGAGACACGGGUGUGGAAUCCCACGUGCACAAAUGCAUGGUGCGUGAGUGUGAAGAGGUUCUUUGAGGUGGACACGUUUGACGCGAGAAGAAGGUAGGGUAUUAUUGUCUCCGACAUUUUGCCUUAUCCGCCUAGUGGAAUCUGUGGAAACUUGAAAAUGUACAAGCCUUUGCAAUCAUCCCUUGCCAAAUGAAUAACUUAGAAGGGGGCAGUACAGUGGUUUCUU
Messenger RNA from Haliotis rufescens (red abalone), 565 nucleotides. RefSeq lists its product as uncharacterized. Lineage: Eukaryota; Metazoa; Mollusca; Gastropoda; Lepetellida; Haliotidae. Bases 1 to 405 code for a protein of 134 amino acids. The transcript has 6 exons. The record is from RefSeq and is a predicted model, not a curated record.